AAACUGUGUUGCCAGCUGGUUCUUUUUGCGUUAGGAUUCUCAUUGGGGAAUGAUGCUUGGGGGAAUUCUGCUCUUUCUUCUCUCUUUACCCACUUUUGUUCAUGGAGAUCUCUGUGAACCAGGUUCUCGCGGAGCACUUAAAGUUCGACUUAAUAUCAAAGCAGCUCUGGGCAACAAUGCAUACACAUGGAACUCAGAUGAAGAGUAUCUCUUUAAGGCCGUGAUGGCUUUUGUCAUGCGAAGCUACACAAAGAACGACACUUUUCAGAUUUCUAAUAUUGUGCUGUGCAAUUCGACAGAGAGAGUCUCAUUCUGGUUUGUCGUCACGUCUCCUUCCAAUGAAUCCCAUCCCGUUUCCUAUUCCGUUGUUGAGGCUGCAGUAAGAAAUGAAAGAAACCGGAUUAACAGCGCUUUCCUCUUGAAUGACAAAACUCUGGAGUUUGUUCAGAUUCCACCCACAUUGGCCCCUGCUUCUCAGUCUUCUAGUUCCUCCUGGCUUAUUGUAUUUGGGGUGGUGGUUUUUGUUGUCUCUGUUGCGAUUGCUUACCUUGUGGUAUCUGGAGUUAUACGGCACAGAAAAAGAUUAAAGUCUUCGGAAGAAGAAAGUCAAAAUUCUGAAGCUAGAAUGAAAUCUUUGGAUGCAAUAAAGAAUGGCGGCCUUCAUGAUAAAACCAUAUUAACAGACAGUUUGGUGAAUGACAGUUACGAUUAUACUGGAGACGCAUACACAGCGUUCUAGAGGAGCAAGGACAAAGGCUCUGACACAGCAAAUUUAUAUUCCUUGAAGUUCAUGUUACAAACUUGAAAUUGAGAUUCCUAUAGAACAAAAACAUAAAAGGACUGGAAAAUUGACGUAAUAGUUCCGUUGUAAUAACAUAGUGAAUAUGUUCCCCAAACUUGUGUUCAUACCAUCAUAAUUAAUAAUCCAGCCCAGUUAAUGCAGGCUGUGAAGAGAAAUGCACAUACUAAGCCUGCUGUCUCUGUCUUAGAAACUAGAGAUCUCACACCACUUUAAGAAGACAGAUGUCACAUGAAUUAAUUUAUUCAGAUUGUAUUUUAUUUCGCUAACGUGCACCAGGAUAACCCCAGCUAAUAAAGCAAGUACCCACUCAUGAAAAAA
Xenopus laevis (African clawed frog) is the source of this 1120-nucleotide messenger RNA. RefSeq names its product collectrin, amino acid transport regulator L homeolog (gene cltrn.L). Gene Ontology annotation, cellular component: extracellular exosome; plasma membrane. Gene Ontology annotation, biological process: positive regulation of amino acid transport. Lineage: Eukaryota; Metazoa; Chordata; Amphibia; Anura; Pipidae. The record is from RefSeq and is marked provisional.